Molecule: messenger RNA, 1054 nt
Organism: Tribolium castaneum (red flour beetle)
Lineage: Eukaryota; Metazoa; Arthropoda; Insecta; Coleoptera; Tenebrionidae
Product: collagenase
Exons: 5
Coding region: 74-880 (268 amino acids)
Biological process (GO): proteolysis
Molecular function (GO): serine-type endopeptidase activity
Source: RefSeq, a predicted model, not a curated record
GAUAAAUAUUUUUUAACUUUAUUAUCUCUAACUAGCUAAAUUUCAGUAAUAAAGCUAAUACGAACUGUGAAAAAUGUGGUUCGGCAGCAUUUUGACAUAUUUCUCUCUCGCAAUUUUGGUAGAGUCUAAAAGUGUGCCAACAAUUUCACCCAUAAAAAUUAAAGUUAUUAACGGAAACGAUGCCCAAAUUGGUCAAUUCCCGUGGCAAGUAUUUAUCAUUUGUUUACGCUCAAAUCUCCUUGUCUACUGUAACGGUGCCAUAAUUAAUGAAAAAUGGGUUCUGACAUCUGCAUCUUGCAUUGAUAUAGUUGGCAUGACUGCAUAUGUGUAUCCAGGAAUAGUUAAUCUUAAUUCAUCGACACCGGAACUUCGUAUUAGUAGGGAAGUGCUGAUUCAUGAAGAUUUUGAUUUUGCGACUCUACAGAAUGACAUUGCUUUAAUAAAACUUCCAACUGAUUUGGAAUUUAACGAAAACAUUAAACCAAUUGCUUUAGAUGAAGAUGGGUUACCACCUGGAACAAGUGCCACUAUCAGUGGCUGGGGACAUUCCAGUCACGACGACGUUCAGAACUUCAAUCUAACCUCUGUUCUGCAAUAUGCUGAAGUCCCUGUGAUCGAUAACAAAGAGUGUGAACAAAUUUACGGUCCUGACGUUGUUACUUCAAGUGUGGUUUGCACGAAAAACCCAAAUUCGGUUAAAGGUCCCUGUUUACACGACGGUGGAGCUCCUUUAGUUAUUAUCAAUGCUGAGACGAAAAAUCCAAUACAUGUUGGGAUUUUCAGUUUUGUAGGGGAUAGCGCUUGCGAGAAAAAUUAUCCUGCGGGAUACACCAGGACUGCAGCGUUCAGAAAUUGGAUAAAGGAAAAAACUGGUGUUUGAAAAGUAUUAUAUUUAUUGUACAAAAAAAAUACCUACUUUGCUAUUUCUAUUUUUUUUUAAGUUCUGUACAGAUAGAUUUUUUAUUUGUUUAAUUUUAAUUAAAAAAACUGGUGAUUAUUUUUGGAUGAAAUUGUGUUAUUUUUUUUUUUUUGAAAAUAAAGCAACAAGUGUUGA